Molecule: messenger RNA, 171 nt
Organism: Penicillium digitatum Pd1
Lineage: Eukaryota; Fungi; Ascomycota; Eurotiomycetes; Eurotiales; Aspergillaceae
Source: RefSeq, a predicted model, not a curated record
AUGGGUCCACCGGAUGGACCUGGAAGCAUUUCACUCAAGCAGGAAGGCCUCGAUAAUGGGGAUGCCAUGAACCCAUAUGUGAACGAACCUGGCAAGAGCAAAAAGGGCGAGGGUGAAACAGACAGCGUAAAAGUAAAAGGGACCGUUAGGCCGGAUCGACCCCAGGUCUGA